Messenger RNA from Papaver somniferum (opium poppy), 1602 nucleotides. RefSeq names its product 2-alkenal reductase (NADP(+)-dependent)-like. The record is from RefSeq and is a predicted model, not a curated record. The transcript is spliced from 5 exons. Gene Ontology annotation, molecular function: oxidoreductase activity, acting on the CH-CH group of donors, NAD or NADP as acceptor. Bases 221 to 1282 code for a protein of 353 amino acids. Lineage: Eukaryota; Viridiplantae; Streptophyta; Magnoliopsida; Ranunculales; Papaveraceae.
UCCGUGAACCUUGACCUUAAAUGGUUUAUAAGGAAUUAAGGAUACAAAAAUGAAAUCUUAUAUUGGCCUAAUUGAUGUAGCAGAAUUGGUCUGUCUUAUUUCUCUUGCUCUAUAAAAUUCCUCAUGCAAAGGCGUAUUUAGGUCUUGUUAUCUGAUAAGAGAAGAGAAAAAAGAAGGAAAGAAAAAAGGUUAACAGAAAUAAAAAGAGGGAGUGAGAGUGAUGGAAGUAAAAAACAGAUAUGUGACAGUGAAGAAUCAGUUAGAGAGAGAUGCAGAACCAAAGGAGUCGGAUUUUGAGUUCAAGAAUACUACCAUUUCACUUGCAUUAUCGGACGACGGCGAAGUUAUAGUUCAGAAUCUCUACGUAUCCAUUGAUCCUUACCAAAUUAAUAGAAUGAAGAAACAAAGUUCUUCUCAUAAAGCCAUUAAAUCAUCUUCUGCUCUUUCUCCCGGCCAAGUAAUUGAUGCUUAUGGUGUUGGGAGAGUUGUGGCAUCUACAAACUCAAAGUUUGAAAAACAUGAUUUAGUUGCAGGAUUUCUAGGGUGGGAAGAGUACAGCUUAAUACAAGGAGAAUUCAAGCUAAGUUUUCUAAGGAAGUUAGAAACCUCAACUGAUCUCCCUUUGUCUCACCAAGUUGGAGUUUUAGGGUUAAGUGGGUUAACAGCUUAUGGCGGGUUCUACAAUGUUGGUAGGCCUAAAAAAGGAGACAAAGUUUUUGUUUCUGCAGCUUCUGGAUCAGUAGGAAAUCUGGUGGGACAAUAUGCCAAAUUAUCCGGUUGCUAUGUCGUUGGCUCUGCCGGAAACAAGCAAAAGGUAGAAAUGCUUAAAGACAAACUUGGUUUUGAUGAUGCAUUCAACUAUAAGGAUGAGUCUGAUCUUACCUCAACGCUUCAAAGGUACUUCCCGGAUGGCAUAGACAUAUACUUUGAUAACGUAGGUUCAAAGAUGUUAGAAGCUGCCAUUGCUAACAUGAACCCGUUCGGUAGAGUGGUUGCAUGUGGUGCUGUGUCUGAAUACGCCUACGAAACAAACCGAGCUUCACCAAAUAUGAUAGAUGUAAUAUACAGGCGCCUAUCUAUUCAAGGAUUCAUAACUCCUGAUUACAUGAAGGAUUAUGCUGAAUUCGCAUCAAUUACAUCUGAUUACAUUCGCAGUGCUAAACUACAUGUCUUGGAGGAUAUCUCAAUUGGUCUUGAGAGUAUUCCCUCUGCUUUUGUCGGAAUCCUUCGUGGUGAUAACAUUGGAAAAAAGAUGGUUCAAAUCGUUGAAAGAAUAGAAUGAAAUAAGAAAAUGUAUUGAUCGGCUCAUCGUUCAGCAAACAGCUACCAAGCAAUGUCCUAGAAUGUUGUUGCAUACGUUCUUCAUGUUGGAGUGAGUUUUUUUCCUGUGAAAUUUUCAGAAUUUUCGCUGUACCGGAAUUGGUUGCUCAAAUAAUACAAGGGACAUCCUAUGUUGUUUUAAGGAUGCAUUCUUUUCCUUAGUGUUGACCCGGACAUACAUUUGUGAGAUAGCUUUAGCUCGUAUUUUAAACAGUGUAAUAUACAUGUCUUUCCCUUAUUGUUAAAACAAUUAAAGAUAGGAUAUUUAUCAUUGUUAGCUUA